Messenger RNA from Rhagoletis zephyria (snowberry fruit fly), 596 nucleotides. RefSeq names its product zinc finger and SCAN domain-containing protein 22-like. NCBI's taxonomy places the organism in Eukaryota, Metazoa, Arthropoda, Insecta, Diptera, Tephritidae. Gene Ontology annotation, biological process: regulation of gene expression. The record is from RefSeq and is a predicted model, not a curated record. Gene Ontology annotation, cellular component: nucleus.
AAUCUCAGCAAAACACCGAACCAGUAGUUAACCGUAGCUCGAGCAGUGCAUCAGGUGAACAACAGCUGAAUGGUCGUCGAAGAAGAUCUAAAACCCACAAGUGUCAGCAGUGCGGCAAAAGCUUUCCAUCUGCAUAUAAACUCAAACGACACCAACUUGUUCAUACUGGCAUACGGGCUCACCAGUGUACGACUUGCUCCAAAUCAUUUGGGCUAAAGGAUCAUCUUAAAUUACACCAGCUUAUUCACACUGGCAUUAAAGCGCACAAAUGCUCAACAUGCUCCACAUCAUUUGGGCAAAAGGGUGAUCUCAAACGACAUCAGCUGGUGCACACUAGAAUACGAGAUUACAAGUGCACAACAUGCUCCAAAUCAUUUGGGCUAAAGAGUAAUCUCACGAGGCACCAACUACUUCACACUGGCAUUAAAGCGCACAAGUGUACAGUUUGCUCUAAAACAUUUGCGCAAAAGGGUAAUCUCACUGAACACCAAUCAGUUCACAGCGACUUUCGACCAUUUCAGUGCCACAUUUGUGAGAAAACGUUUAGAUUGAAAAAGAAACUCAAAGAACAUCGUCAAAGUGUACAUCAGCAGUAA